Zymoseptoria tritici IPO323 is the source of this 375-nucleotide messenger RNA. RefSeq lists its product as uncharacterized. NCBI's taxonomy places the organism in Eukaryota, Fungi, Ascomycota, Dothideomycetes, Mycosphaerellales, Mycosphaerellaceae. The transcript has a single exon. The record is from RefSeq and is a predicted model, not a curated record. The coding region runs from base 1 to 375 and encodes 124 amino acids.
AUGCUCUCUGUCAUGCUUCACUCCACCAAGAGCCACAACUGCCUGACUCCCGCUGCAGCGACAAUGGCAGGUAGCGAGCUUGUGCUUUUCGAACCUAGCGUCUACUGUCUUGCAACUACUCGUAAAGGAGCUCAGUGCAAGAACCUUGUUAAGGAAAUAGACCGAAUCUCUGCAACGAGACUCAUACACAACUCAUACGGCGGCUUCGAAAAUAAUGCUCUUGACGACGACGUGCAACCCGGUAUCAUCUUCGGUGAUGGCUCGAGGAAUAGCUGGGAAAAUGCGGCGGAUUUCCGUGUAUAUGUCUUUGACGGCAGCGAGGCUCCCUUCUGUCGAGGCAUCUUCGAGAUUCGUACACAGUGGCUCGGGAAGUAG